AUGUUGCAUUUACAACCUAGUAAUUUAUUGAUCCAAAAGACAUUCAGUGAGGCUCUUGAAGCCAAUGGUUCAGGUUCACCAUUAACUUUUGAUCGUAUCAUUUCUGACUUCGAUUACACUAACUUUCAUGUAUCAAAUGAUCCAGAAAACAGAGAUUUAUUGUUGUUGAGUGUUAGAACCAAGGCUUGGCAAUCAAUUUUGACAUGUGAUAAUGGAUCUCAGGGUGUGUUACCAUACUUAGCUGCUAAAUAUACCAAAUUACCAGGUAUCACAGUCGCUGGUAGUGCCGAAGCUGGGUUUGAUUAUACUUUGUGUAUUGAUCUUUCCCAAUUGACGUCAGAGACUAUUGUUCAAUUGUCUUUACUUAAGACAAACAUUAUGAGUUAUCCAUUCUUCUUAGCGUUCCAAGAAUUUGCUACAUUGAGUACGAAAAAUCCCACCACAACCACAGUAACCGUUGGUAGAUUCAAUGAAGAGACUGGUAAUGUCUCAUCAAUCGAUGUCUCUAGUACAUUAUAUACCAUCCAAUAUCGUGAUAAUGAAAACAUGUUUAUUAAACCAUCAAAUGAUCGUAUUACUGUAAUUUUUGAAACAUUUUUCCAAGAUGAAACCGAUAAAGUGUUUGGUAAAGUGUUUCUUCAAGAAUUUGUUGAUGCACGUAAGAGAAAUCGUGACAUUCAAAGUGCCCCUCAAGUGAUAUUUUCUACAGAACCACCUUUAGAGUUACAAAAUCAUUUACCAAAAGGUAAUGAAGUAGGUGAUGAAGCAUCUAAACGUUUUAUUACAUUUGUUUUAUUCCCACGUCAUUUUGCCAAUGAGGAGUUACAAUUCAAGACGGUGUCGCAAUUGAUUUUAUUUAGAAAUUAUUUCCAUUAUCAUAUUAAAUGUUCUAAAGCUUAUAUGCAUUCUAGAAUGAGAUAUCGUGUGGACACAUUUGUUAAAGUCUUAAAUAGAGCUAAAGUUGAUGAGGAUGAGGAUGAAAGUGGUGGAAGUAAUUAUGAAACAAAGAGAACCAUCACCGGUAGAAAGAUGGUUUAUUAA
Molecule: messenger RNA, 1041 nt
Organism: Maudiozyma barnettii
Lineage: Eukaryota; Fungi; Ascomycota; Saccharomycetes; Saccharomycetales; Saccharomycetaceae
Gene: ARC35
Product: Arc35p
Exons: 1
Coding region: 1-1041 (346 amino acids)
Biological process (GO): Arp2/3 complex-mediated actin nucleation; actin filament polymerization
Cellular component (GO): actin cytoskeleton; Arp2/3 protein complex
Molecular function (GO): actin filament binding; structural constituent of cytoskeleton
Source: RefSeq, a predicted model, not a curated record